UUGGGGAGGAUCUGUGGACUUUCUUAGUUUGUCUUCUUGUUCUUCGCUAAGGGUUAAUUCAAAAUUACUGAAGAUCAGUGUGUCAUAUUAGGAUUAACUCAAAAUUACUUGAAGCUCAUGAGUCCCAAGCCCAUGAUAUUUUUAUUCAGGCCCAAUAUCCAGAAAAUUGCAUUUACACAGAGGUAUUCUUGGAUCAACGGCGAUACACACACAAACGCACACCACCUUCGGCUUCGAUCCGGGUUCAACCAGAGCACAACAGCCGCGACAAAACGCUUCCCUGUCCUGCGUUUUGGCUUCGCAUUUUGCCGAUUCCAGAUUUUUUGGGUUGUGCUGGAAUUCCAAAAGAAAGCAUGGAAGAUUCUUAUUCUGUUUGCAGUCCCAGAAGAAUCCUGAGUGUAUCAAAGAAGAGGAGGGCAACAGUGUCUUUUGUAGAUUCAGAUGAUAAGGCUUCUGGGUUUCAUGGCCCCAAACCUUCUGAAGUUUAUGGCUUUGUUGGUUCCAUCACAACUGUUGUGGCUACAGUUAUUUUCUUGGUGUGGGCAUAUGUUCCAGAGUCUUGGCUACAUUCCAUUGGGAUAUUUUACUAUCCCAGCAGGUAUUGGGCAUUGGCAGUGCCAGCAUAUGCUAUGAUGACAGUGGUGUUAGCUUUGGGAUUUUAUUGUGGCGUCAACUUCAUGUCGACUCCUCCCCCAUCUUCCUUAUAUACUGUAUAUGAUGAAUUCAGUAGAGAUCCUUUGAGCUCUGCUCCAAUGGGGGGUGAUGAUCAGCCUAUAGAACCUAUAUCCGAUAUCAGUAUCGACAGAAUCAACCGUUCAAUGUUCAAAUAACACAAGAACCCUUAGGGCAUUGGAAACUUGUACAUAGCUUUUUUAUAUUUUCCCAAGAAUGGUAUUGAGUUUUGAAAUGAAUUGGUGACUUGGUUGAGCAAAA
Messenger RNA from Prunus mume (Japanese apricot), 933 nucleotides. RefSeq names its product phosphatidylinositol N-acetylglucosaminyltransferase subunit P. Lineage: Eukaryota; Viridiplantae; Streptophyta; Magnoliopsida; Rosales; Rosaceae. The record is from RefSeq and is a predicted model, not a curated record.